GUGUGUUGUAUAUGGGGCUACUGCUUCAAGAAACGCCCUGAUCACGUGAGAGUAGAAGAUAGUGGCAAUACAGAUCCGCCUUCUCUGUACACUUCAUCAGCUGCAUACGAUCAUCGCAUCGCAUUUGGCGCCCAAACUGUGCCUAUUCAAGUUUUGUCACACGAUGGCGCCGUCAUUCUAAUUCCUCGAAAUGCACGUGACGGACAUAAUUUGUAUCACCAUGGUAAUGGUAUGACGAACCUAGGAGAAGCGGUGCAUUACAACGUGUGUUAUAAUUCUAUCAGCUUACCAUCUUACGACCAAGCGAUGUCAUGUCCGGUUCUUCUUCCUACUUCUCGCUCUCAUCAACUUCCAUCCACAGCGACCCAAGAUUCUGUAACACCAUCAGAAGGUGGCCACGUGAUAGAGGCACGUAUGAAUGCGUUGGAGACGGACGAGGAGAGACGCUUGCCCGACAUAGGAGGCCGCGCUGAUACACCAAGGGAAUCUCACGCAUCACAAACCACUCGGCAUGCUCGACCUGAUCUUUCUAUGCACCGUGAUCGAGCUGAGAGAACGUCAUCACGCCCGGAAUCGCACUCUCCCAUCACUAAUCUGAUUCCUCAUUCUCCAUCUCCUCCUCCUCUUCAUCCCCCUCCAGCGUACCAAUCAUUAUCACAAUAAUAUGCAAAAAAAUACAUUGUAGUCUAUAAACGAAUAUGGAUUGUGAAGUUGUGACUUCGAAUCCCCAUCAUCUCUUCUUUAACCAAAAAGGCCCGGGAUUAAUUUGUGUCGUCUAUAAGGACAUUCAAUAUGAUUGUGACUGAUUGACUUCGACGUAAUGUUCCCGAUGCAAUGGCUGAAACCAGCUUGGCGUCGAAGAGGCUUAAAACCCGCGCUGCCGAGUUCAUGUGGGCUAUGGGAGUUACAGCAACAGACCCAGAACCAAAAUACCUAUGUGCUCUGAAACACAGCAAUCGAUUAAUUUGAGAUUAUUUGCUAAUUAUAUUUCAUAUAAUAUGUAAAGGCUGUACAGUAUAAUUAUGUUGAAGUAACGUCACGGAUUUGGGGAAAUAAAACCUGAAUGAAAUGAAUGAAAUCUUAGAGUGCAAUUACGAACAAUAGAAGAAAAAAACACACUCAGUAUUCAUGAUUAUGUUUAUUUUCUGGUUUUGUCUGGGUGUAUAUUUGUAUCCACCUCUUUCUUCUCCCUCUUCCUUCUUUCAAUCUCAAAGUUUUUACUCAUUUUGCCCCUCGAAUUUUGUAUAACCUUUCAGGACGACUUUUUGGCCAAUAUCCCGAUUUGUAAGAGAAUAAUGUCCAUCCCUUAUCAUUCAAAUACAGUUACCAUCAACCCACAUUUUUUUUGUCGUGCAGUUUUGAAACCCACAGCCACUAAUAAUGGUAAUCGUUCUAUAUGUAUGUAAUGUUUAACCUUUAGACUCGGGUACAGGUUGUUUACCGUGUUUAUCAGUUUAAACAAUCAAGUCGAGGUUCUGCUCUAACCUCCAAGUAAAAUAGAUGCGAUAACGCAUCUCACACUCCCUUACACGCAGUUUGUUGUAGUUUGGAACAUUCUAAUAGUUCAUCCAAUAAGCAUUCACCUGAGUUGUUAAGAAAUUUUGCAGCCAUUCUUUUGACAAAAAAUAAUGCAGCAGAAGAAAGAAAUUGACUCUGUGACCUGAGCCAGCAACAAGAUAAAUCGCGAAGCAUAUUUUAUUUACGUUAUGGAUCUGUUUUAGAUACGUAUGUACUGCCUGCACGGAAACCAUAAUUGGCUUUCUGACUCUUGAAUAUCUGACCCGCAACGAUUAAACCUGUAACGUCGAUAGACGUAGAGAAAACCGAUAACCGUCAUAAUGGCUGAAAUGAAUCCACGAAAUGUGGAAUUUGGUGGUGAAAAUCAACAGACAACAUUUGAAUAUACGGACGAAACAUCGCCAUCAUCUGCGAAUGACACGUUACAAGUAAAUACAAACUCGCAAGAGACAUAUCCAGCCCCGGUUUCUCAGGAAAAUUCUCCAACACCGGAUAACUUGCUAUUUCCAGAAAGCGUCGCAGUCCAUAGAGACAGCAUGGCAUCUCUUAAUAACUUAGCAGCUCCAGAAAAUUUGACAUUACCCAACAACUCUAUACAACCGGACAACUUAACAUCUCGUAACAACGCAGCAGAAGCUCCGGAAAAUGUUACUGCUCCUAACUCGACUUCUCCGGACAAGUCUUUACCCUUGGACAAUUUAACAAUUCCCAGUAACUCAACAGCCUUGGAGAACUCUCUUUUUCCAGACAACUCCACAUUCCCUGACAGUAACAUAUCCAUGGAUAACUUACCAUUUCCAAAUAACUCAACAGCUCCAGAGAGCGUUGAAUCUCUGGGAAGCUUGGUUUGUCCAGACAACUCCACAUCCUCGAGCAAUCAAACUCAUUUCAACCCGGCAACUACGGAAAGAGUUGAAGAUCCAGAAAUGUUGGUAUCUCCGGAGAGCCGCACGUCCAUGGACAAUUCAAUAUCUAUAAACAAUGCAGCAACUCUGGAAAGGGUUGAGACUCCAGUGAGUUUGGUAGCUCCGGACAACUCCACAUCCAUGGAGAAUUCAACUUCUCUAAACAACUCGGUAGCUCCGGAAAACUCGCCAUCUUUAAUCAACCCGGAUUCAUCUGUCACGAGGACAGUGCCAAGCCUCCCGAGCUUACCUGUCACUUCAAGAACAGUAAUUUCUACCUCAUCGGUAAGUCUAACGUUACCAAUGGCAUCAGUAAGGACCAGUCCAACAUCACCAACCACAGCAACUCUACCAACUUCAACACCAUCGCUUAGUCCAAAUCUACCAGUAUCCCCGACGCCAUCAAUCAUCCCACCAUCUAAUACAAUGGCAUCAUCGACAUCGCCAUACGAGCAAGCAUCGACAACGACGACGUCCGAAGAUGUCGAACCAACCUGCGGACGAUGUCGAUCUCUACUUCGAUCACUAUGUAGCACAUCUCCGGACAAAUACUGUUGCAUCAUCCCUGCCAAAAUAUGGCUCAAGUUCCGUCUCUGCGCCAUCGUACUCCUACUCGUCGGACUCUUCCUCGUCAUCAUCUUCCCUCUUCCUGGAAUGGUUCUCUUUCAAAUAGCGAUCGUCCUCCUGACUGUAUCAGGAGUUUUCGUAUUCAUUGACAUCGGAAGGGGAACCAUCGCUAACUGUUGGUGUGAGACUGUUGAAAGGCCACGUCCUCAGCCGAACAGAGUGCGGACUAUUGAAGUCACUGCAAGUGCUAGGUUUGAAGAAUACGACAACCCUGCCUUCUCCGAGGGCGACCAUCCACCCGAUUACGCCUCCGCCAUCGCUACAACUCCAACCCCUCUCGACCACGGACACCAACGACCACCGAACAUCACCAUCAACAUCGAGGCCUCGGAGCGCGGAACAACGGGUGACCUCGCCUUUGAUCCUACUUUGAGCCCAAGCUCGAUUUUCUCCUUCAGCGAACCUUACUCGCCACGGUCAUUACCUCCAUCGUAUGAUGACGUCAUAAAAGAAGAUAACGACAGGCAGAGGUCAAGGAACCGAGAUGAUGAUACUCCUGGACCAAGCUCCUCCUGAAUUAGCCUUCAGACAAGGCCCCGUGUUUGACGUGACGUGCAUAUCAGAAAAAGAGCGUCUGGUAAAGAGAGACCAAUCGCCCAAACCCGGGUGAAGGCGCCAUCCUAUAAGGAAACUGGGUGCAUUCACUGAGUCAGCGCUAGUCUCGCCUCAGUCCUUGCGUGGUUUGUCAAAAAGCUACUCCUGAGCAAGUUCGAUCUUCAAUUCGAAUGAAUAAAUUUCUGUAUCAUGGCAAAGGAAUAUUAUUUUUCAACAUCUCCAUGACCAGAAACACUUGAGACUGGAGACAGAAAUUUCUAUAGGCCUGUCCUGGGCAAACAUCAAAGUUUGUAAGCAGAUAAGAGAUGACUUUGCAACAUGAUAUGGAAUUAUAUUUAGAAACAAAAUCAGAGAUAUAUCUGGAAAAUUGUAAUCAGUUUCAACUGUGUAAACGUUGGUUUCAUUUAUCGUGUACAUUUUAAUGAAAAAAAUAUCAUGACAUCCGUGAUCGGCACUAGUGACAAGUAUUUAACAUUAUUUCACUGCAGGUUUAACCUACCUCAAAAUAAAGAAUAAUUUUAAAAAGAACAAUUUUAUAUACCGCAAAUUCGCAAAUUGCCUCUGAGCGGUUAAGAGAAAGGAAAUAUGAAGUAUAAAGGAAAUAGAAAUAGAAAUACGUUGCACAACAAAAUGUUUCAAAGCUAAUAUUACAAUUUACAACUUUUUCUCACCAGAUCAUGAAUAAAUAAAUACCAUAAAAUGGGCCAAUAAACAUAUGAUACGAUCAAUUUAAGAUUUAAAAAAGAUGGGUUUCAAGCAUAACUUUAAAGGUAUUGUUUAACUUUGUGAGCAGCCAAUUUAAAAAAUUCUCAAACCAAGAUGAAACAUGUGUACAAGUGCAUGUAUUAGAACUAAUAAACCCUGAAAACAACCAUUAUUGAGAAUGAAAAGCUAAAACUACAAGGCAAAAGUGUAUGGGAUGAAAUUCAGAUGGUGUUUUCGGUCACUUUAUAUUUCAAUUUUUGAAGCGCUAAAUAAUUAUUUUCGAACGCAAUUUUUUCUUGGCUUCAUUUUUGUAACAUAUCACAGACACAGGUGACAAGUGUGACCUUCUAGCUCAGAUUUUUUAAAAGUCAAACCAAUGUUAACCAGUCACUUUAAAUGUAUUAACACAGUUAGCAUUGCGAAUUUGUAGGGGGAGAUUGUUCCAAAGAAAUGAAGCUGCAGAAGAGAAAGAACGCUGACCGUAUUGUUUGUAAGAAUUAUGAGUUUGAGAAAGAAGAGAUUGAGAAGCAGAACGUAGAACUCGAACUGGCUGAUAUCGAGGAACUAGUUCAGAAAGGUAUGAAGGAGCUAGACCAUGAUAUGACUUGAAAGCAAGAAGAAGAAUUUUGUAGGUGAUAUGAGAAAUAAUAGGAAGCCAGUGGAGUUUGCGAAGCACAGGAGUAAUGUGGGAAGAACGAGGGACACAGGAAACAAGACGAGCCGCGGUGUUUUGGAUGCGCUGGAGCUUUGAGGUCAAUUUUGUGGAAAGGCCAAAGAGAAGGGAAUUACAAUUAUCUAAGCGAGAUGUGAUAAAAGCAUGAAUAAGACGAUGGGCUGUAUUCUGGUCAAGAAACCUACGGAUUUUACUUGUUUUUCUUAAAAGCUACAAAGGCAGACUUACAUAUAACAUCAACAUUUUGAGACAUGGAAAGGGAUAGUUCCAUGACAGCACCAAGAUUCCAUGAUCUAUGAUAGUAGAAAUUCCCAUUAUUACACUCACUCACACACACACACUCUCUCUCUUCUUUUCUUUAUUCCCCUCUCUUCCGUGCUAUGUACUUUUACAUGUAUUUUCAAUUUUGGUUUAUCAUGAUGGGGAUACAUGUCAGAAUUUAAUACAUUCGUCCCCAACAUGACAAACAACAUUCCUAUGUGUGUUAAUUUUUCUUAUGAUGUAGAAUUCGUGUAAAUUGAGCUUUUUUUUAUUUGAUAUUGAAUGUAUUUUAUGUAAAUGUUUGUAAAGGGUUAUGGUUAUGCAAUUCGGCUUUUCAGCCGCUAUAGAUAACCUUGUUGCUAUAAACCGUUUUCAAUAAAUAAAUAAAAUCCAGCAACCAUGUCACAACUCUGACAAUGCCCUAACUUCAUUGAGCAAUGUAGCUAACAAGUCCAGAAAGAAAUCAGCGACUUGGAUGGUCUGCGAACCCACGACCGUCUGACUGCAAGGCGGGAGUCAGAAGGGCCUACAACCAGGCCACGCCGUUUCUGAAUGUUUCCAUACUGCACACAUUUUUGAUAUCUUAUCCCGAAAUUUCGACGAACAGUGUUCGACUUCUUUGUGUUUAGUGAACUUCAUCGUUUGUGAAAUUGAAGUUUAUAUCAAAUUGAUCAAGAAAAUAAAUAUUUGUUUGUAAAGCAGACUCGUUCGAACUUGAAUGGUUCGGAUGAAGCGGAUUAAAAUCUGGGAAAUCCAGACUAAAAUAUUGA
Molecule: messenger RNA, 6014 nt
Organism: Lytechinus pictus (painted urchin)
Lineage: Eukaryota; Metazoa; Echinodermata; Echinoidea; Temnopleuroida; Toxopneustidae
Product: mucin-2-like
Exons: 3
Coding region: 1839-3566 (575 amino acids)
Source: RefSeq, a predicted model, not a curated record